AUGCAUGAGCUUCCUGAAUCAAGACUAGGAUCCUUAUACAAGGAUUUCAGACCAUUAAAAGACCUAAAUCCAGACGGAUAUGAAGCGAACAUCACGACAUGGAGACAAUACUUAGCUGAACUAUAUUCGGGCUUUAUUUGUUUUCAGUGUGGUACUAUGUUGCUGCGCCACUUGACGAGAAAGGAUGCAUUUGGUGUCCCGAAAAGUAUCGACGUAGUCAUUGAUUCUAUGGUACACGAGGAAAUUUUGUUCCCCUUGGAUCUGUUUUAUGAAGGUAAGAUGACUAUGACCGAUACUACCCCGACUGUUUUGAAAUGGUUUGGUUUUAAUUGGAAGCCAACAAAAGGUUUUAAAAGUAGGCAAAAAAAUUCCAAAGGAAAUGAUAACGAUUAUUUGAAAGAUGUUACUCUGAUCAUUAAACCAGAAUUAGAAUCCGCCUUCCAUAAGAUUUAUGACAAUAUUAAAGUGGCAAUAUUAGACGAUGCCACUAGUAUAACUGAUCUAGUUUAUACAUCCCAUGAAUUCUUUGAAAAAAUUAAAAUAAAUGAUAUUAUUAUACAUGAUGAUGAGCAUGCUGAUGAAAUUCGUAAAAUUAUCUUAUUUUAUCUCAGCAGAUAUAAACAUAUUAUUAACCAUGAUGAAAUAAAUGAUAUCAUAAAAAUCAUUGCUCCAGCAGCAUCUCAUAUUUUGAAAUCAUUCACUAUAGAAAUAACAGAAAAUGAUAGACAAAUCUUAAACGUGAAAAGUGGUAUAUAUAAUCUUGAAAGACAAAUCAAGAAAUUAGAAAAUGAUCUCGAAGUUUAUUCCCUUAAGACGGCCAAAGAAAAUUGGGAUGCUUUCAGAAAAUUACCAAUAGCGUCUCAAAGAGAACAUAUUAAAGCUAAAAAAUUGUCUGAAAGAUAUUUAGAUCAAUUAUUAAAAUAUCGUAAUAAUCUUUUGACUAUUAAAAAUCAGUUGGAUUUAUCAUCCACUAACGCUAUACUAUUUGAUACUUUGAGUAAUUCACAUGAAUUGUUGAAAUCAAUGAAUAAUUAUAUGGGGUCUGCUGAAAAGAUUGAUGAAUUAUUACAAAAUAUUGAAGAGCAAACUGAACAAACAGAUGAAAUUAAUAAAUUGUUAACCAACGAAGAGACAUUGACUCCGGGAUUAGCUGAUGAAAUCGAAAAGGAAUUACAAACAAUGGAGGAACAACUUUCUCAAGAACGUGGGGAAGAGGCUACGAAAGAACACGUGAAUGAAGAAAUCAAAGAGAACGCAGAAACAGAGUUACUUCUGGACAAGUUAAAGGAUCUACAAAUUGAUGACAAAAAUCAAUUGAAUGAAGGAGAGGAGAAAGUCCACCAAGAUGAAAGAAACCUCGAACAAGAGUCGAAGGAAUUAGUUCCAAACUAA
This is a messenger RNA of Naumovozyma dairenensis CBS 421, 1392 nucleotides long. It is a transcript of the gene CHM7, whose product is annotated as phosphatidic acid-binding protein CHM7. The record is from RefSeq and is a predicted model, not a curated record. NCBI's taxonomy places the organism in Eukaryota, Fungi, Ascomycota, Saccharomycetes, Saccharomycetales, Saccharomycetaceae. Gene Ontology annotation, biological process: vacuolar transport. The transcript has a single exon. Bases 1 to 1392 code for a protein of 463 amino acids.